Messenger RNA from Phaedon cochleariae (mustard beetle), 2502 nucleotides. The record is from the annotation of a GenBank genome assembly. Lineage: Eukaryota; Metazoa; Arthropoda; Insecta; Coleoptera; Chrysomelidae.
AUGAUUUUCUUUGCUUUGCCAUUUUUGGCGGCAGUUUUUGUUUUCACGUUAGCAGCUCCUAGUGAUAAUAGUUUCGUGGUGUCUUCGACAGAUCGAUCGCAAACAAUAAUUGGAAAGGAAGGGAUAUUCAAUGAUGUUGAAGCCACACAUCCCCUCAUUUACGCUAUGGAUAUCAACUCUAAUAUUUCUAACCGGUUUGCCAAGACUCUGGUGUUGAGUAAAGUCAAAAAUGCAGGCAACACAGCGAAGGAAGCUACGUUCACAGUAGUUCUACCGGAAAAAGCGUUUAUUUCCGAAUUCGUCAUGGAAAUUGGAGGCAAAAGCUACAAGGCAUACGUCAAGGAGAAAGAAGAAGCUAAAAAUAUCUAUAAUAAGGCUGUUGCUAGUGGACAGAGCGCUGGUCAUGUUGAAGUAAGUGCUAGAGAUUCCAACAGGUUCACAGUUUCUGUGAACAUAGAAGCAGAAUCCAAAGCAGAGUUUCUCCUAACAUACGAAGAAUUACUUGAGAGAAGAGAUAACCAGUACGAACUUGUUUUGAAUAUUCAUCCUGGACAAAUUGUCAAAGACCUAAACGUACAGGUUAUGAUAAACGAAAGUCGUCCAUUGAGAUUUGUGAAAACGCCACCCUUGAGAUCAGGUAACGAAAUCAGUAAGAACGAUGACAAAUUGGACCCGUCCUCUGAUAUAAAAAUCAUCAAUUCCACCAGCGCUAUCGUGAAGUUCAGCCCAGGGCCUGAAAGGCAAAAACAAUUUGGCAUCGAUCUGAGGGCGAAAGAAAAUGAAGGAUUAGCUGGACAGUUUGUUGUACAGUAUGAUGUCGAAAGAGAUUCCAGAGGAGGAGAGGUUCUUCUACAAGAUGGUUAUUUUGUCCACUUUUUCGCACCAGAGGACUUGGAACCCCUUUCAAAACAUGUUGUAUUCGUGUUGGACACCAGUGGCAGUAUGUCUGGAAGUAAAAUGGAACAGUUGAAAGAUGCCAUGUAUAGCAUUCUGGAUCAGCUGAGACCGAACGAUAUUUUUCAUAUUGUCGAGUUCAACAGUAAUGUGUUUGUGUGGAAUAUCGAUAGUGAAGAAAGUGUGAAAGUCGAUAUAAGUAACUACCAGGAACCUUUUGAAGAACUGACUCAAAAAAACAAUCUUCCUUCUGCACUAUCUGUUAUGAAUGAAAGCAUUCAAAAAGGGAAAAGUGUCAUCGGAAAAAUCGAUUCCAGGGGAAUAACAAAUAUAAUUGGUGGACUGGAAACUGGAUUACAUUUGAUAAAAAUCCAGAGAAACAAAGAGAAGGAAGAGUAUCAACCUAUGAUAAUUUUCUUGACAGACGGUUACCCGAAUGUUGGGGUAUCGUCUACUGAUGAAAUAACAAAAAUUGUUACUGACCUCAAUGCUGGAGAACACCAAAUUCCAAUAUUCUCCUUAUCUUUCGGCCGAAGUGCAGAUAAGAGUUUUUUGAGAAAAUUGUCUUUGAAGAACUUAGGCCUCUCCAGGCAUAUAUACGAAGCUUCAGAUGCUUCUCUUCAGCUGCAAGAUUUUUACAGGCAAAUCUCUUCCCCAUUACUAACGCACGUUAACUUCAAAUACGACUCAGAAGUUGAAGAAGUGACCAAGAGAGAUUUUCCAAUAUUUUUCAGAGGGUCUGAAAUUGUUGUUAGUGGACGUUUCAGUGGGCCAACUCUUCAGACUUCAAUUCAUGGUAGGGGAUCCAACGGCACAUUGGUCCUGUCGCCAAGCUUGGAGACUCCUGUAACUUCACUAGAACGUCUCUGGGCAUAUUUGACAGUAAAACAAGAUUUGCAAAGAAGAGAAGUUGCAGAAAAUAAGAUCGAGUUGACGAAGAAGAUUCUAGAUCUUGCAUUGAAAUAUUCAUUUGUUACCGAGGUUACCUCUCUGGUCGUGGUCAAACCCAAUGAUACAAGUGCCGUGGAAACUGAAGAUGCUUCUGAUUCGCAUCACAGAUUACUAUUACCAUCAAGUUAUAGCCCUCGCUACAGCUCAUCAAUACCUAUGGCUGGUGUUCCUGGAAAUCCUGGAAUCGCAGGUCCUCAGGGAUAUUAUCCCAUCAUGUACCCGAGAUCAGGUGCUGCAAUGUCCAUUCAAAACUUUGAUGGAGAUAGACAUGGAUAUAGGUACAUUAUGCAGAGGCGACCAAGUUAUAAGUCACGUGUGCUCCCAAUCAGACUCCCAAAUUUAGCAGUUUCAUCCACGCCAUCACCAACUAUAAAGAGUAGCUUGCCUUGGCUUUCCAGUGUUCUAGAUGCCAACAACUCCCUCAAUAUUUCAGGAGGUGUCUAUGAAAUAGGCGGAGACAGUACUGUUAAUCUAAACCCCGACUGCCCAAAAUCUCCUGUGAAUUCUACAGUGAAAGGACACUGUACUCUUCUCAAAGAUUGUCCUCAAGUACAUCACUUCUUGACUGACUUCCAAGUGUACCAGCAGUACUUUUGUCCACUAGAAAACAAGUAUGCUGGCGUGUGCUGUCCAAAAAUAAACCAGGUAUUACCAUAA